This is a messenger RNA of Rubroshorea leprosula, 1906 nucleotides long. Lineage: Eukaryota; Viridiplantae; Streptophyta; Magnoliopsida; Malvales; Dipterocarpaceae. The record is from the annotation of a GenBank genome assembly.
CAUGAAGCCAGCCAUAUUUUCCGGGCAAAACAUCUCUGAAGAACUGAAAGAGAUUCGAAAUCUUCGAAAAGUGAUUCUAAAAAACCGAGAAUUCUUGCACCAGUUGCUAAACUUAAUGGCUAAAUCGAAGGCAGCUCAACGUUUGACUUGGGAACAUUAUGUUCUUCCAGUUCAAGAAUUAAACUUUCUCCCUCCUUGAAUCUCGCUCUCUUGCUUUCAACUUCAAGUUUGGUUCCCUUUUUGCAUGUUCUCUAAAACUGCUUCAUCCCACGCAUUCUGCAUCUUCCUCUUCUUCAUUUCAAAUCAGAUCAGUUAAAAAGUCCAAUAUGAAGUCAGAUGAGGCUGUAUGUUAUGAUCCAGAAGAACCAGAGUUAAGCUCUUUGAAUGGGAAAUUGAUAUCAGGUGAAAGGGAGAUGGUUAGUACAAUAGACAUGCAAGGACACAGGACAAUUAGCAAUUUUGCAGCAAAUGCUGAGCAUAGAACCUUGACUGACAGGUUUUUCAGAGGGAAUAGAGCAGCAGCUGGUAACAAUGUCAAUAUACCAGCUGAUGGGGACAAAAAGCGUGAGCAUGGAUCUGCAGCAAUAUCUGGACCUCUUUUGUCUGGAAUAGCUUAUUGCUUUUCUUCAUGCACCAUGAUAUUGCUGAACAAAGUUGUUCUCUCCAGUUAUAAUUUCAAUGCAGGAAUUUCAUUGAUGUUUUAUCAAAAUCUGAUUGCUUGUCUAGUUGUUGCCAUACUGAGUCUCUGCAGAGCAGUUUCAGUAGAAAGGCUUAAUUGGAAGCUGACUAAGGUCUGGAUCCCAGUCAAUGUAAUCUUUGUGGGCAUGCUUGUGUCUAGCAUGUAUAGUUUGAAGUUCAUAAAUAUUGCAAUGGUGACAAUUCUAAAGAAUGUGACGAAUAUCAUAACAGCAGUUGGAGAAUGGUAUAUUCUUCGGAAACGUCAGAACCAGAAAGUGUGGAUUGCCAUGCUUAUGAUGAUGAUCUCUGCCGUCAGUGGUGGUAUCACAGAUCUCCAAUUCAACCCAAUGGGAUAUACUUGGCAGAUUAUGAAUUGUGUCUUAACUGCAAUGUAUUCGCUUACCUUGCGACAGGUUAUGGACAGAGCAAAGCAGUUGACGAGAUCAGGAUCACUGAAUGAAAUUUCCAUGGUCUUGCUGAAUAAUUUGCUAUCUCUACCCUUUGCCAUGUUGUUGAUUUUCCUUUUUGAUGAAUGGAAAUAUGUUAUAAACACGUGAAUAAACAUCUUAAAAUUUUAACUUCGUGAAAAUCACAUGCUUUUCCUUCGUGCAAGCACACUUUUAGUAUAUUCUGAUGCAUACAGUAGUAAUACGCAGUGAGGUGAUUCAAUUGCCAAUGUUUUGGGUUGCUGCAACAGCUAGUGGAUUGCUUGGACUUGCCAUUAGCUUCACCUCUAUGUGGUUUUUGCAUCAAACCGGGCCAACCACCUAUAGCCUGGUAGGUUCCUUAAACAAGAUUCCUAUUUCUGUUGCUGGUGUAGUCCUCUUCAAUGUUCCACUCAGUCUACCUAAUAUGUUCAGCAUAACUUUUGGUUUAUUUGCAGGAAUUUUCUUUGCAAGGGCUAAAUUGUCAUGAAAUCAACUAAACGCACAUGAGUACUAAUGGUCAGAUUGCCUCUUCUCCAAGGACAUUCUGUAUUUUUUAACGCACAUCAGCUUGGGGGCUUGGAAGAACUAGAAGCCUCCUGAGGGAAGGAACAAAAGAAAAGGAAAAGGAAAAGAAAAAGGUUUUUCCAUUUCAAGAAAACAGAUUUUGAUUUAUAUGUCGUAGGGUUUACUUACUAUACCACAAUGUUGUUUUACAAUUACAGAAGCUAAAUGCUGAAUGUUGUUUGAUAGAAAAGCAAAAUGUUGAAAAAAAAAAAGGCUAAUGAAAUAAAAACAAUUUC